UUUGUAGGUACAUGUUCAUUCAUAUAACACAGACAUUAAACAUUUUAAAAGAGAAUAAUCCAUAGAUACAUACAGACAAAUGAUUUCCUUUUCAUCUUAUUCUAGAAAAAUCCAAUUAGAGCGUUAAGAGUCGUAUAGCCUAAUAUCAUAUGCUUUUAUAAACCAAUUUGUUUUUCUUUUAUAAAAGUAAGUAUUAAAGAAAAAAGAAAAAAACAUUUUCAUCAGCUUCGUCUUCUCCAUUAUCUCUCUACCAAAUCUGGCAGAGAAAUAACAAAAACGAAAACCAAAAGAAGCUUAUAAUUAGAGAGAAGGAUUCUGUUUUUGUUGUUGUUGUUGUUGUAUAUGAUGAUGGAUAAGAGCUGUAACUCCUCCGGCGACUCAGCCUCCGUGAACAACAGAGACAAUCAUCACCUAAGACAACUCAACAAGCUUUCUCAUAAGAUAUCAAAACCAACAACAACCUCCUCCUCCUCCUCUUCCAUCUCCGCCGCCGUGAAUCAAGAAACUGAUCACCAGUUUCCUCAUCCGCCGCCGCAACAGCAGAUUAAUCACGGCAAUCUCCACCAGCACCAGCCACCUGUAUACAACAUCAACAAAAACGACUUCAGAGACGUGGUCCAGAAACUCACCGGCUCGCCGGCUCACGAGCGGAUCUCCUCCCCGCCGCAGCAGCCGGUUCACCACCCCAAGGCGCAGCAGAGCUCGCGUCUCCACAGGAUCCGCCCUCCUCCGCUGGCGCACGUUAUCAACCGCCCUCCUCCCUCGCUAAACAACGCCGCGCUCGUCCCUCCUCCUAGCUGGAGCGGCGGAUUCGUCGCCCCUAGACAUACGGCGCCGCUCUCUCCUCUCCCGCCGCUUCCUCCGGUCCACGCGGCGGCGGAAUCGCCGGUGUCGUCGUACAUGCGGUACCUUCAGAACUCGAUGUUCGCGGUGGAGUCGAAUCGGAGAGAGUUCUCUGGCUUAUCGCCGUUAGCUCCUUUGGUGUCGCCUCGUUGGUACCAGCAGCAGCAGGAAAACGCUCCGCCGCCGGUAAACAGCGGUCGUCCUCCUCCGGGAACAGUCUCGCAAGCUCCGCCGCAAUCGUUGGGGUGUUUAAGUUCGCCUAAAUCGCCGUACGGAUUGCUCUCGCCGAGCUUGCUUUUAUCGCCGACGUCAGGUCAGUUAGGGUUUCCGGCGUCGCCGACGACGGUGCCGCUUCCUAGCCCUAAAUAGAAGAAGAGUCACUGAUCAGAAGAUUAUGAAAAACGGCGUCGUUUGAGCGCGCGUCGAGAUGAUUCACUUUGUUCUUUUUGUACAUCAUUAGUGGUGGAUGAAUUGUUUUCCUUUUUUUUUUUGAAAAAAAAAACUCUAAUUACUUUUAAAUCAUGUUUUUUUUUUUACUUUCUUUUAUUCCCAUGUUUGUUCAUGUUAGAAGAAACAAAGAUUAGGAAAAAGAAAGGAAUACACUUUUGCAAAUCAUAUAUCUUCUUAUUUA
Messenger RNA from Brassica napus (rape), 1474 nucleotides. RefSeq names its product VQ motif-containing protein 9-like. The transcript has a single exon. The coding region runs from base 343 to 1212 and encodes 289 amino acids. The record is from RefSeq and is a predicted model, not a curated record. NCBI's taxonomy places the organism in Eukaryota, Viridiplantae, Streptophyta, Magnoliopsida, Brassicales, Brassicaceae.